Molecule: messenger RNA, 4663 nt
Organism: Gamsiella multidivaricata
Lineage: Eukaryota; Fungi; Mortierellomycota; Mortierellomycetes; Mortierellales; Mortierellaceae
Product: TRAPP II complex
Exons: 14
Coding region: 50-4636 (1528 amino acids)
Cellular component (GO): trans-Golgi network
Molecular function (GO): protein binding
Source: RefSeq, a predicted model, not a curated record
CAAUUAAUUGAGGACGUCCCAUAAGUGCAUUAGGCUGUGCUUCCCAAAUAUGCACGCUCGUUCGGCCAUUGCUCAUCUUGGACCCAAGUCCUCCUCUUGCCAUCGCGCUCAAACCUUCAACACCACUUCUCGCAUUCACCAGGACAGAGUCGACGCGGAUACAUUAUAUCAAUAUAUUAACAGGAUACGAGUAGGUAUGGAUGCUGUUAACUUCACCGCGGCAGCGCGCAUUCGCGUCCUACUUGUUCCUGUCGGUCCCAUCAAGAGGUCCACCUUCGAGCGCCAUGUCAAGAUGCUCCGGCAACACAACGCUGUCAAACUAGAAGAAGUCUGGAUGGGCCCUCGUACAGAAAACUCUUUCUUUAGCCAGAACGUACCCCAUGAAGGUCAGCUCUAUUUCCAGUUCGCUACUUCGUACAACGCCGAGCAACAGUACCUGGAGGAGUUUCAAAUGCACCGCCGUAUCUUUGGAGUCAUUGGAAUCAUGGAUUGCCAAGAAUGGCCAGAUGGCAAUAUGGCGGCAGGAUAUCAACAGUUUCAGCAGAUUCUCUCCAGGUACCCAUCAGCGGUAGCGAACCAGUGCUUUGCAUUCGAUCCAUCGGAGCAGCAUCCGGACGAUCUACGAGGAGGCGGUGUAAUCAUGAUCCCCAAUGUCGGCAAUACAUCCUCCUACCUUCGCGUUUUAAUCUGUGACCUGGCCAGGAGUGUCUUGACCGAGUUCGAGAAUAUUGCCACGGCCAUUGGAAAGCGACAAGACAUCGAAUCGCCUAACCCUGCAAUCGCCGUGUAUGGGAGACAAGGGCCUCAUGGGGGAACGAUGCCGUUAGCCAAUACGCCUACAUUGCCUGACAUGCCUGCCAAUGGAAUCAAACCGUUGACAGCUCCGCCCUCAGCCAUGACCACCUCAGGAUCAUCAACGCACUCACGUACUCUGUCAUCCGCAGGGUUCACCUCCUUGAAUUCUACAAAUCAAUACGUACAGCCUAUAGUGGUGACGGAUCAGAGAUUGCGGAAGAGGACUGCUGCGAGAGCGCAAAAGCUGUAUGGGGACCUCUACUUGAUGGCAGGACGGUUGUCAGAUGCGGUGUCCAGUUAUCAGUCAGUAAUCGAGGCGACAAAGUCCAAUUCAGAUUUUCUGUGGCAAGCGAGCGCGAUGGAGGGGCUGUAUUGCGCUGUUGUCCUUCUAGCUUUUGUGCAGGCGGACCUUUCUCAAUUCCAACAACAACAGGCACUGCAAACCAUUACUUCACCCACUUCGCCCACAACCGCUGAACCCACCAAAAUACAGAGUACCCCUGCAAUUAAGCCAUUGAUCGUCGAUAUCCCUGAAAAGUACCAAACUAUCCUGACGCUCUACAACAAAGUGCCUGGCAAUGCGGCUCCUGCAAUUCUCUACGUAGAGGCGUGCAUGAAGGUUACCAAGUUCAUUGCGACCUGUUUUGUCUGCGGCAAUGGCAUUUUGGACGACCGUGCUCUAGCAGCAGUCGUGAGCGGUAACAUGUUUACGCAUUCAGACGGGACAGCAACGGAGGGGCAGCAACAGCCUAUGACCCAUUCACCCUCAGGAAGUCAUUCGCAACCAGCUUCGGGUGCCUCUGGACUUUUGCACCGUGCAUCGACUUUGAGGUCACGGACCGGUAGCAUCCAAACACCCAGCGUUGGCAUUACUAGGACGGAUAUCAUGAAUUGGGUUUCUAAGACCUGGACCGGUCGUUUGGACGAACUGUGGAUAAUUGACCAGAUUCACUUCACCACCACAAUCGCAUCCAUCCUGGGCGCCAUUCAGUUCCGCCGAAAGCAGUCACUCUACUUGAGAUAUGCGGUUCGAAUGAUUGCGCCCUUAUUGCACCAGACCCGAUUGGCACAAGCAGCCGCGGCACAGGCGAGUGGAUCACCGCCGAAGAAGCCCAUGAGCUCUGAUCACGGGGUGCUGGAGUGCUUGACACAAAUCUGCAAUGUCUUCGGCGUAGGCGAUAACUUUAUGUCCAAUAAUAAUCUCUACAUGGAUCACGGCUGGCCCGAGCUACAGAUUGAUGUGCUCUACGAGUGCAUCCGUGUUGCAGAAGCUGUGCCAGACUACAAGGCUAUGAUGCACUUUUCCUCAACACUAUUACGACAGCUUUAUGCAUACUUGACCAGGGAGGAGCAGGCUGGUCUGUACGCAUCCUUGCCUCGCAUUCUUGCAGCGGCCAAGAAGACGGGCGUGACAGAUAUUACUGAGACCAAGUACUGGAACAAAACUCUUGUGGUCGACAUCGAGGUUUGCUCGCCUUCAGCGCGAAAAAUGCCCUUUACACGGCCUAAGGACACUCUCAAGUCUAUCAUCCCCGAGACCACUCUUGCUGUCAAACCUACGGGCGAAGUAGAUCCGUUCAUCUACAACCCCUUCCAUCGCAAGGUCAACAAUGUGGCUAAAUUGGAUCUUGUUGCUGGCGAGACCGCCUUUUUUAUCGUUACUCUGACAAACCCCCAUGGUAUUGAUCUUGAAGUUCAAGAGAUUCGACUAUCGACCUCUGGCGUGGAAUUUGAAGCGAUUCCUACUUCAACCAUGAUCCCAGCUCAGACGACGGUCUCUAUCAAAGUAGCAGGAAUACCCAAGAACCCAGGAGAACUGGUUAUUCGGGGUUGUAUUGUUCAGAUAGCUCAUUGCGCAGAGGAAGAGUUCUUUGUGACAAACCCAAGGACCGGCGAGCCUGCUGACACCUGCAGUAAGACAGACACAGCUUCCAAUGAUGCCAUAGCUCGUUUUAAGAAGAGAGGCCUGGAAAGUUUUACGACCAAAAAAAUCAAGGACGGUGCAGCGUCCGAACCAAAGUUUGCAACUACUUCUGUCAUCCCGAUCCAACCUCUGCUGAAGAUUAGGGAGACUUCUUUACAGCAUGGGUCUGUUAUGCUGUUUGAAGGCGAAAGGACGAUAAUCCGUUUGACCUUGGAAAAUAUUGGAGCUAUUCCUGUGGACUUUAUCACGCUGACAUUUUCCGAUUCAACCAGCCAGCUCGCUCUUGGCAACAGCUAUGGCACUACUACCAAUAACGGGGUUGAGCUCUCUGCAGAGGAUGCCUACGAAAUGGAGCUAUUCUUGAAGAAGACCAAUGUCUUUUCUUGGAACAGGGAGGUGGAGUGUAAUAUUCCUGUUGGAGGCACGCGCGAAAUCAAGGUCGAGGUUCUUGGAAAGCGAGGAUGUUCUUCUGGAAUGAUUCAAAUCGACUAUGCAUUUCUUCAUAGAGAUGACGAUAAGGAUGCUGAAGAAUCUAACAUCUUUGUGACGCGGCAGCUGUUUUCGCAGGUGCUCAUGACAGUUUACAAGACCGUCGAGUCAUUGAACCUCGAUAUUCUUUAUUUACAGUCUCAUGGCGGUAUGGAUAUCUCUGUCACGGAGCCCAAUACUCCUGUCCUUGAAGGUCCCAAUGGCAGCAGUGGUACGUUCUCAAGUGCAGAUCCUGCAGUGCCAAGGAUCGAUUUCUCAAGCGACGGAUUCCUGGCUCCACCGGCGAACGACGAUAGCGAUAACGCACACACCUCUCAGCAGAAUUUGAAGACAAUUCAUAUCCAAGAACAAAAAGGGCUCCACAAGAGUUAUGGAGCUGGUCGUCGUGGGUCGCGGACAAUUAACAAACGACUGAGCUCAAAUUUCGCAAACGUUGACAAGCGGCAGUCUGUGGAGCAGCUGCUCUCGAAAGCACGGGGCGAUGCAAUUCUGCCAGGGGAACAGAUCGAAGCCGCCAUCUCUCGCCGCGUGGCACUGGGUACCAAGAACGAGUAUUGUCUGUUGACGCUGGAUGUUCGUAACGUCUGGACGGUACCUGUGGAGGUCGCGAUGCUUGUAGAUGACUCUGAGGACGGUGAAGGACUCGAUGUGAACAAGCUGAUUAAAUCGACGACGGUCAUCCAACCAGGCAACACUCAACGGAUCAUUUUACCUGUUAGAAGAAUGGUGCUUACGACGGAGCAGCUCUCGACACCGAUUCCAACGCUUUCAAACAAGCAAUUUGUCGUGGCCAGAGGUGCAGCUCUCUCAACAGAGGAGCUUGCGCUUGAGCGGGCGUUGUUCUGGUUUAGAGAAGAGUUACUCAAGCGUGUAGUGGCAAGAUGGACUUGCAAGGAUGCAUCUGGGCGGUUUGGCAAGUUUGACCUGAGGACUCUGCGGCUGACAAAGUCGAUGCUAAGCGUGCUUAAGAUCGAAGAUGUUUCCUUCUUGGUUGCACUUGAACCCACAACUGACGUGGACCAAGAGAGCAGCGAGUCAGGCCCCAAUGACGGCGAGGAGGGUGGGCUAUUGCGGCGAAGGCUAGAGCAGAUCGGCUCUAACCGCUGGAGAUGCCCUGUGGACCAGUUUGCGCAGGUUCGGUUCACGGUCGUGAAUAGAUCACAUAUGGAUGUGAAGCUGUGCCUGAGGAUGCAACCUGUGCAGGUGCUUGGAGACGGGACCAUGGAAUACGAUAUGGGCACAAAGAUGGUCUGGCAUGGCGUGUUACAGGCACCUCUUGCAAAGAUGCAACCGGAUUCAACCACGAGCCAUGUGUUGCCGGUGUGCUUCUAUAGCCGGGGCGAGUUCAAGGUGCUCUACCAUGCAGAGGAUGUUCAUCGACGCCUUGUGUAUUACGAUCAUGAACCACUGGUUAUCGAAGCAUUUUAAACGACUUAAUAAACUGGGAGGGCCACU